This is a messenger RNA of Penaeus monodon (black tiger shrimp), 1176 nucleotides long. RefSeq lists its product as uncharacterized. NCBI's taxonomy places the organism in Eukaryota, Metazoa, Arthropoda, Malacostraca, Decapoda, Penaeidae. The record is from RefSeq and is a predicted model, not a curated record.
CUAAAUGGAGAAGCAGCUCAUUUUAGUGGCAGAUAUAUAAAUGAUCAAUUCUUCAUAAUUACUGGUAGUAAAAAUGUCCACAUAUUAAUUAGAAAUGCAGAUGAUAUUGACAAGUAUGAGGGAGAAAGAUACUUUGUUGCUAAGCAAGUUGCAAGGGCUGUGUGUGACACCUUGAAAAGACUGGAAGAGAAUCCUCGUCAUCUUGUGUACAGCUUCCUUCACCACACGAAAUGUACUGCUGUCUGUGAGAUUCUUCAACCAAACUACCAGCAUAUAGUAAACCUUAGCUACCUGGAGGAGCCACAGCUGAAUGUGAUAACAUUUACUUCCACACUUAGUAAUGAAAAUGAAUUGAGUUUGACAGCAUUGCCUCCGCACUACACUCUAGAGGUGUUGUCUGUUUUGGGUUUUCAAACACCAUCAUAUAGCACUGUAUUACCCAAGGAUAUGGCAAGUCAUCAACACAAGGUCAAAACGUUAUUAAACAGUGAAGGAGAAGUGCUGUAUUACAUAAAUGAUAAAGGAGACACCAUUGGAAUGGCAAAGGUGAAGAGCAUGUGGUAUGUCAUGAUGAGAGCUCUGCGAGAGAAAGCCAUCUUCUGUUUCCUGGGGGCAAAGCGAAGGCAAAACUGGUCUUUGGAGAGUAUGAUCAGACUGAUGAAGAAACGCUUUGAAGAAAUUCAAGAAUGGUUGAACUUUUCUGAUGAAUACCUUAAUAAGUGGAAGAACCUGGGUGCAUUAUUCCUAAAAUGGCUGGAGAAGGAAAUAGAAGAGAAGAGAGUGUCAGAGAGAAAUAUUCAGCCCCAGUUUCCAAUACUUUGGGCAAGAUUCAUGAGAGAAGCAAAUGAAACAGAUGCUUUUAUUUCUUCAUAAGUAUUUGAUGAUACUUAGUAUGUCAACUAUAUUAUUGAACUUUUACACAUGUUUUAUAUAUUUGAACUGUGCUUCUUUGUAGAACAGUAGCAAGAGCUGGAGAUCUCACUGCAGAGUGAGAGAGACUAUCUAUUUCCUUUAGAUAGAGUAUAAUGAAGGAAUACUGUUCUUGUGUUGUAUCCUGUGAUCAAAGGUUUUGAUAGCACUGGUAUUAUACUAAGGCAUGCAUGUAUUUUUCACUUCCAUUUUGUUUACAAGCACUUAAUCACCAGGAAGUAAAUUAAUAGGCUUACCAGAUGUAAA